AAAAAAUGAUAAUAUAAUAAAAUACCCAAUAAAAUAUAAGCGGAUAAGAAAAACACAUAAAAAGGAAACAGCUUGAAAACAAUCUCUCUCACUCCUCCUCUGCCUUAGUCUUUCUCAAAAUUGCCUAAUGAGUCUGUCAUCUCCGGCAAGUGUGUGUACUUCUCUGGACUGGAAGUCUUCGAGCUUGUUCCCAACUCUGGGGCCAACUUCUGUUGGUCUCCAUGGAUUCUUGGUUUCUUCUAAAUCCAAACCCCCCCUCAAGAAAAAAUUCUCUGUAUCAUGCUCCUCCUCAUCAAAUUCCGAUCCACUCUUGGUUAAAGCUGCGAGAGGAGAUCCUGUAAGUCGACCUCCAGCUUGGAUGAUGCGCCAGGCAGGAAGGUAUAUGGCGUCUUACAGAAAGCUUGCAGAGAAACAUCCAUCAUUCAGAGAGAGGUCAGAGACAACUGAUCUCAUUGUGGAAAUUUCUUUGCAGCCUUGGGAGGCAUUUCGUCCUGAUGGAGUAAUUAUCUUCUCUGACAUUCUUACCCCUUUACCUGCAUUUGGUGUCCCAUUUGACAUAGAAGAAGUUAGGGGUCCUGUUAUUCAGUCACCAAUUACUUCGGAAGAUGGCUUGAAGACAUUGCAUCCCAUUGACUUUGACAAACUUCAUUUUGUGAGGGAAUCCUUACAAAUAUUACGCAGGGAGGUUGGUGGGCAUGCGGCUGUUUUGGGUUUUGUAGGAGCACCUUGGACAAUUGCUACAUAUAUAGUGGAAGGGGGUACAACUCGCACUUAUACAACAAUAAAGAGAAUGUGCCAUACAGAACCACAUGUAUUAAGGGCUCUUCUUUCUCAUUUGACUCAGGCAAUAUCACACUACAUUGUUUUCCAAGUAGAGUCUGGGGCUCAUUGCAUACAGAUAUUUGAUUCCUGGGGUGGACAAUUGCCACCUGAUAUGUGGGAGAAGUGGUCAAAACCUUUCAUUGAAGAGAUUGUGAGAGUUGUAAGAAAAAAAUGCCCUGAAACACCUCUGGUUCUCUACAUCAAUGGAAACGGUGGCCUUCUUGAACGUAUGAAAGGAACUGGUGUUGACGUGAUUGGGCUUGAUUGGACUGUGGACAUGGCAGAUGGAAGGAAAAGAUUGGGCAGUGGAAUCAGUGUACAGGGAAAUGUAGACCCUGCAUACUUAUUUUCUACCCUUCCUGCCCUCACUGAAGAGAUUCAAAGGGUUGUAAAAUGUGCGGGGCCUAGGGGUCACAUCCUCAAUCUAGGACAUGGAGUUCUUGUUGGGACACCAGAAGAAGCUGUUGCACAUUUCUUUGAUGUUGCAAGAACCUUGAAGUAUGAUUCACUUUUCCAAAAUCAAGCAGUUGGGGAACCUAAUCUUGUAGUUUAAGCAAGUGCAUUUCAGCAGUUUUGUAUACAAAAUUUAGCUUCUGGUUGAGAAUUAGCAUCUGACAUGCAUCAACAUGCCUGCUUAAUCUCACUUGAUUAGCAUGCGGUAGAAAGACUGACAGAAACCUUGAGGUCUUUUGCAUGCUUAAGGGUGAGCUCACUAGUUUAAUUCAUUUGUAUUUGUAAUUAACGAUUUUUGAGAUUAAAUAUCGAAUUUGUAUUGGUUGUCUAGUUGUAAUUAUUGCCACCUUUAUUUGUAUCUUAUGUGGUAGAUGUCAAUCACUCAUUUUUGGGUUGGAUAACUUGCCAACUUCUGCAUAAAAGAAAUAAAUAAAUAUGUUUGAUGUUAUAA
Ziziphus jujuba (common jujube) is the source of this 1726-nucleotide messenger RNA. RefSeq names its product uroporphyrinogen decarboxylase 1, chloroplastic. Gene Ontology annotation, molecular function: uroporphyrinogen decarboxylase activity. The coding region runs from base 128 to 1375 and encodes 415 amino acids. Gene Ontology annotation, biological process: porphyrin-containing compound biosynthetic process. The transcript is spliced from 6 exons. The record is from RefSeq and is a predicted model, not a curated record. Lineage: Eukaryota; Viridiplantae; Streptophyta; Magnoliopsida; Rosales; Rhamnaceae.